CUUCCAUGAGGCGCUCGCCAUCUACCCACCCUGCGGACGACGCAAGAUCAUCCUUUCCGACGAGGGCAAGAUGUAUGGUCGAAAUGAAUUGAUAGCCAGAUAUAUCAAGCUACGUACAGGUAAAACACGAACCAGAAAACAGGUAUCGAGCCACAUCCAAGUGCUUGCCCGGCGAAAGGCACGAGAGAUCCAAGUGAAGCUGAAGUUAUGGCAUGCAGCUCUACAAGGCCAACCUGCGGCCUCCCAUGAUAUGAAACCUUUCUCACAACAGACCUACAACAUUCAACCACCUGUCGCAUCUUCAGUCACAGGCUAUGAGACUCCAGUGGGACUCGCCACCUCCCCCUCAGCCCCUCCCUGGCAGGGCCGCAGCAUUGCCAGCUCCAAGUUCCGAAUGCUGGAAUUCUCAGCCUUCCUGGAGCAGCAGAGGGAUCCUGAUACAUAUAACAAGCAUCUGUUUGUCCACAUCGGUCAGUCAAACCCCACGUUCAGCGACCCCUACCUGGAGGCAGUGGACAUUGGGCAGAUUUAUGAUAAGUUUCCAGAGAAGAAGGGAGGCUUGAAAGACCUUUUUGUGAAAGGACCAGUCAAUGCAUUCUUCCUCGUCAAAUUUUGGGCGGAUCUGAACACGAACAUGCAGGAUGACAGCGGCUCUUUCUAUGGGGUCUCCAGUCAGUAUGACAGCUCAGAGAACAUGAUCAUCACCUGCUCCACCAAAGUCUGCUCCUUCGGCAAGCAGGUGGUGGAGAAAGUGGAGACGGAGUAUGCUCGGUUUGAGAACGGGCACUAUGUGUUUCGAAUUCACCGCUCCCCUCUGUGUGAAUACAUGAUCAACUUCAUCCACAAACUCAAGCACCUCCCAGAGAAAUACAUGAUGAACAGCGUCUUGGAGAAUUUUACUAUUCUGCAGGUGGUAACAAACCGAGACACACAAGAGACACUGCUGUGCAUUGCCUAUGUUUUUGAGGUGUCCACCAGCGAACAUGGUGCCCAGCACCACAUCUAUAGACUGGUCAAGGACUAGGAGAUUGGGAGAUAAGACUGACCCCCAUCCAACUACUUCUACUACUGCUGCAACAAACACAACCGACGGUCAAGAGUGAAUGUGUGUUUUUGGUGCCUAAACUUUCCAGUAAACAAGACAAUUGAUCAUUGCAAACACUUAGAACAUUUAAAGAGGAUAACAAAUACAAUUACUGAUGGAUCUUUUGUGGUAAAAAAAAAAAAAAAGACAAGAGAAUUGCAUGGACUGUUCUACAAGUUUUCCAGUUUGUAUCUGUUACUUUUUUCCCCCUAUGUUUGCAUGGGGAACUGAGCAAAGGGGUGUUUUCUUGCAGUAUUAACCUACCACAAAAAUUUAAUGAAAGGCGAGGAUGGACAAUGGCAUGGUGAGCUGCAGGGAGGUGUCUCUGUCCUGAUAGAUUCCUUCAGUGUAUUUUGCUGGCUGGCCUGCUGUAAAUGAAAUGUAGGUCAUAUAAAAGGAUAUUACUUCAAGUGAUCGUAGCUAAACAAAGGAAUGCCAUAAAUUUGUUUUGCACUUCUAUUAGCUACAGCGGCCUCAGAUGUGCAGUUUUGAAAGAAACAUAUGCUAGAGCAAACAUGCAUUUUCAUUUUAAAACAUGACAGCUGACACUACGCACUGUAAAAGCAAGUUCUUGGGUUUUGUGUCUUCCUCACAUGAAGUCUCUUACUGUUUCAAAUCCUAGGUCGUCUCACCUCUGCCUGGUAUUUGGAGUGGAAGCAUAGCUGAGAACUUGUCAGUCAAUAAGGGAAUCUGGUUGGUAAAAGGCAGCAAAGGGGUGGAGGCAUUUUACUCACCAGGUGAAUUGACCUUGGAAGUGCAACUCUAUCUGAAAGCAUGGCUUUUUUCCCACUUAUUGCAGAACCAAAUAUUAUGUUUUAAAUAUAAAUACCAGUUAACUUUAACAUGUGUUUCUUUCAAAAUGCCACCUCUGAAGCCUAUAUAACAAAUGAAAGUGCACAUCAGGUUUUUAAAUUACCAUAUUGAGGCCUAUUCAGUUUUAAGUCUUUUUUAAACUUGGAUUCAGGUUUUUUUUUAGUUAGGGGGCUGAUUCACAUUGGCGCAUGAGCAAGAGCUGCUGUACACAGUGAUGCCCACUACAGUAAAGACUCUUCAUACGCUGUGUUAACAUGGCUAACCAUUGAGCUUCACGCUCAUUUCAUGAUGCUGCUUUUAAAAAAAAAAAGUAAUCUUGCUUGCUGCAGAAAAGGGAAACCGUGCAGCAGAGCGUGAAUUUGGGUCGUCAGAGAUGUGUUUUCAGAAGAUGGAGACGCAAUUGAAAGGCUAGUUGUCCUUGCAAAUGUGACAGAAAGUCCAGUUGGCCAAUUAAAUAAAGGAGGACAGUAAAACUGACUGCCAUUCAGUACUGUAAGUACUGUACUAUACAUAUUUUAUUUUCCCAUUUGUAAUAUCAUUGGUUACUUCCUCUAAUGCAGGGCUUCUCAAACUCGGUCCUGGGGACCCCCAGUGGCUGCAGGUUUUC
This is a messenger RNA of Polyodon spathula (Mississippi paddlefish), 2504 nucleotides long. RefSeq names its product transcriptional enhancer factor TEF-3-like. The transcript has 10 exons. Gene Ontology annotation, biological process: regulation of transcription by RNA polymerase II; embryonic organ development; hippo signaling. The record is from RefSeq and is a predicted model, not a curated record. The coding region runs from base 71 to 1024 and encodes 317 amino acids. Gene Ontology annotation, cellular component: transcription regulator complex. NCBI's taxonomy places the organism in Eukaryota, Metazoa, Chordata, Actinopteri, Acipenseriformes, Polyodontidae. Gene Ontology annotation, molecular function: DNA-binding transcription factor activity, RNA polymerase II-specific; RNA polymerase II cis-regulatory region sequence-specific DNA binding.